This is a messenger RNA of Leishmania braziliensis MHOM/BR/75/M2904, 7026 nucleotides long. RefSeq lists its product as hypothetical. Lineage: Eukaryota; Euglenozoa; Kinetoplastea; Trypanosomatida; Trypanosomatidae. Bases 1 to 7026 code for a protein of 2341 amino acids. The record is from RefSeq and is a predicted model, not a curated record. The transcript has a single exon.
AUGCGCAGUAUUGCACCACCGCCACAUGAUCCGAGCUCGCUAACACUACCGCUGCGGCACAACGCAAGGAAGUCAGCCGCUGUGUCGCCAUCGUUGGACGGAAGCGCGAUGGAUGCCACGAUGCCGAACGACCAGCUGCAUCUGCUGCCCAUCUCAAGCUCGCCCGCCUGCGCGUCAACGGCGUGGUACACCCCCAGCGCUGACGUCACGACCGCUUCCCAACUCUUCAACAACUUGGGAUCGCUUCAAGGGGUGGACAUGCUGGCAAACGUACCUAUCAGCUCUGCUGCUGCUGCUACGGGAGAGGCAAGCUCUGUCACGUCAGUCGCGCAGCCGUCUGCUCUGCUGGUGCCACAGGCUCUAGACGCGCCGCCCAUCCACAUGGACGACCAUGCUGAUGUUUGCAUGGCCCCUCGCAUGGCCUCUGCUACCGGUGGGUCGGCUCCCGUCUUCGUGCCAGAAAUAGCGCCAACCAAAGCCGUUGACAGUGUGAGUGGUGAGGUCAACGCCCCACACACCUCGUGCUCCCAGGCACUUAGCCCUCCCACUGCAACGGAGGUACUUCCCCCUUAUCGCAAAGGAGUGAGUGAUGGCAGCUCCUUUACCUGCCCAUUCGUUGCUGCGGCUGCUGCUCUGCAGCUACUGCCAUCUUCUUUUAGUGCCAUGCCCGCACCCGACACGAGUCACCGCACUCCGGCAGCCCUGAGGGUCGGCGAAGAUGGGUAUAUGCAGUCACGCUUCAGUGGACAUCGUACGACUGCCAGCACCCCCGAUUCCCAACAGCCUCCGCUGACCGAUGUCACCCACGCCCCCUUGUCCUUGCUUGGAUCGUCGUCAGAGAACUCGUUAGCCGCCGGCCCCACUGUUCUGUCUGUGGCUUGCGGGUCUGCGCCGGCGGAAGAGGGAAGUGGACAGAGCAGCAAAGCCACAGAGAAGACCUCUCCGCGGCGCCUCCCCAUAGCUGUGCUGGGCUCUAAGACGACCUCUCGGGGUACCCUGGCCUCAGACAGCCCCCAUGAGUGCCCGCUGAUUUUCUCUGCAACUGCGCAGCAGUGUGGAGUGUGGAGGGGCAACAGGCACUGUCAUGAGUUUCAUAGCCGCCGCCUCUCUCGCGGCGAUGCGGGGGGGUCACCGUCGGUGUCGAUUAAAGAGCCUCUUGCAGCUGCUCCCCCUCUCUGUUGCGCGGUAUCAGACGCGGUAGUGAACACCAUAGUGGCGAUGCUGCCCUCGGCUACUUUUACUCGGCCGAUUUCCCCACACACGACGUUCCGGCAGCCGGCCAGGCCUCGUGACCAGGCCUCGCCGCCGCCGCAAGCAUCCACGGCACUGCUGCCGCCGCCGACGACUAAGGCGACAAUGCCGCUCUCUGCGUCUUUCCCUGCUGGAGUGGCGCUGUCGCUGGACGGUGCGCUACGGAGCUGCGUCGACGACGUUGUCUCUGUGUUGAACAUGAACAGGAGCCCGUCCUUGGCAACAGCUGUGGGUUUUGGCGCUGCUGCUGCCGCUGCCGGAACGGGGACUUCUGCCUCCCUGUUCGACUCGUCUGCAGGUGUGUUAGUCGAGUCCUCUGCGAUGCGGCAGCGGACUCGCGAUGGUGCGCUGCCAGCGCAGUCCGUCCAACAAGCGCCACCUGCAAAGCAAAACCCACGGCGCUCGCCUCCCUCGAUGUGCUCCGAUGUGCUUCAACAAAGCGGCGAUGCAAGGGCUGCUGUCACACCUGUGAUGUCUGCCGAUGUGCGCACUUUCUCCCCUUCUCCGCAGGGAGCUGCCCGCACCACCACCGCCAAAGCCCUGCGACGUGGCGGGCACCAGCCGCAGGACUGCGGUGUCCGGUGCAUGGGUGGUGGUGUGCCCGAUGCACCACAGGCCUGGACGUUGGUAGAAGUGCCAGCGCGGUACCCACCGACCUUACACACCAACCCUACUGGGCCAGCAGCAGACACCGCCUCACAGCCAUCGCACUUCGAAAGUGAAAGUAUGACUUAUCGAAGCGCGUUAGAUGCCGCUACCGGGGACAACACGAGCACGCCCACCGACACUUCAGCAACACUGCAGGAUGAUCGGCCGCACCGCAACGACAUCCUCAAUCUCCACAGUACGUCAUGCAGCGACGUUCGAGCGCGCUUCAAGCCCAUGUCGCUAGAUGCAGCGACUCGUCAGGAGACGAGCCAGUUGUGCGAUCAGAGCAUUCAUGAUUCCAAAGGUAGCUGCUGCGGCGAUGCGAUCCGCGAGGCUGUCAAGGAGACGGCCAACGUGGCCACGCAGGGUACUCCCAAGGUGAAGCGACUUUCAACACCGCACGAAGGUGACCGUGUUGAUGUCCAGCACAGUGUCGAGAGUGGUGGUACGCUCGUUGUUCACAGGGCUCCUGCCUCAGCAGGCAUAUUCGUGCACGAGAACCGUUGUGCGAUACAGGAAGGAGGUGAUGGUGCAAUAGCCGUACCCUCGCUCUCCCACCAAAGAGCACGCCACACGCCUACCAUACAGUCCCCCGCCAGCUGUUCCAUCGCAGCAGUGGUGGCGUACCCUUCGAGCAGCACUGGCGGGGGCUCUCCAAUACCUUUGGUGGCUACCACAACCCCGCUGUCGGCAGCUGUCGCUCACCUUCCGCUCACCGCACCGCAACCGACUUCAGCCGUAGUCCUUGCUGCGGAAGAGUCACGUGAUGCUCACAGACUUCACGUCGUAACAUCCGGACGACUCGAUAACACGCAAAUGUCAAGGCAUUCCCUCCAAGUACAACGACUACCACCGACACCUCAGCCUGCUGCACGCACACUUGCGCCACCAUCCUCGAUUGGGUCAGCUGCGCCACUACCACAUCACACUGAAGCCGCAACAGACAGCAUGUCUGUCCUCCCCCAGCCGCCUGUGCCCGGUGCAGCGCCCCCCGCACAGUCCGUUGCUAACUCUCAAACGUUCUUGACAAAUACUCGGAUGGAAUUUGUGGCACGGAGCAGUGUAGCCGCCCGAGAGGCACCCUCGCCGAUGCCAACAAUAUCGAACUCGAAGUCACCGCCUAUCGUGGAAACGGCGCAUGAUGUCCCUGUCGCGACGGCGGCUCGACGUUUCCCGCAGUUGGAGAUGUUAACCGUCCCCGCCGUUGACCACGCGCACCGCAUUACAGCUGCAUCUCCCCCCUCUCCCGCACUGCAGCGCUCGACUGCGCAGGGGGAACUCGCGGCCCCGCCUGCGUUACCCAUGCGCUACAUCACAGAGACCGCUUGUGUCGCGCAGCGGUACACUGCGGUGUCGCCGUCUCGCUCCGCGUCCCGCAGUACCCCAGCAUCAGGGGGAGAAGCGGUGUCACGUGUCAGUGCUCUCUCUCCACCUUGCCCACCUGGAGCACCUGUGAACACUGGCGUGCGCGCUAUUGCGGCCCCCCCUUACGUCCGCGAUGCAACAUUCAAAAGGCGACAUGAGCGGAGCACGCCGCGAAGUGCAAGGUACCGAGGCCCUCCCGGUGGUAGUAGGGGCGACUAUCGUGCCGCUGCGCAUGCCGUGUCGGCUGCCUCAGCAGCGCCGCCGAGCUCCUUCGCGCACGUUACCGAUGGUGAGCAAGUGCAGGUGAAGCCGUGCCGCCUUCUCAUGUGCUCCUCAUCGCCUCCUGGGCCGCCUGCGCGCCGGCCAGCACACGCGGCACCACUUCCCGUCUGUAUUGCUGUUGACCAUGUCACGGCGUCAUUGUCAGGUGUACCUGAGACGAUACCGCCGUGCAGGCCGCUGGAUGUGAGAGACGCAGGCACAGAGGGUGUCGCUCUGUCUAUCAUACCAGCUAGCAUUGGCACAUCCGGCAGUAACGUAUCUUCGCCCGCGGAAAGUGAGCUUCUGGGUGUACUGAUGGACUGGACUCCGACUCGACUAGCGGUGUCGCAGCAGCGACGAACAGCUCAGCAAGAAGCAGCGGAGAUGGAGGUGGUGUCUGGAGCUAAUCUGGAGAAACAGUCGACAGAGAGGACACCUCCUGCCGCCGCCGCCGUCCCCGUCCCCGCAACGCAGGCGCAAGCGCUCAACAGACGCACAACACUGCAUACGGGUAGGAGUUGUGUUAGCAACACCGCCGCGACAUCAGCGAACCCGUGGGGCGGAGACACGCGUGGUGUUUCGGCUGCGAGUGCUCUUGUUCAUCACGAUUGCCAGGGAGCACAAGCAGUGCUUCAGCGCGUUGACAAGCGCGGUACUGUGGCAGUUACGCGAGCGCCACACACAUCGCUCUCGGCACGUGUGGUACCGGUCGCGGACAGCCUGCUCAGCCACCCCACCCCUGCCCCGCAGGAGCGCCGAGCUCCGCCAAUUUACAGCCACGCGCGAGGAGGAGAGGUGCCAGGAGCGCUGGGUCCUAUCACUCGCCUGCCAACACUGUGGGGUGCGGCUGCGGCGCCGUGUACACGGAAUGGUAGGACAGAAUCAGGCGUACGGUCGAGGUCGCAGACAACCACCUUAACACUGCCCACAUCCGUUACCACAGCCGCCACGCAUCCUCUGCCACUUCCAUCUGGUCCUUCCUGGGAGAGGAUCGAACCGCUACCCGUGGAGCACCUGCCGUCUGCCACGCCAACUGCCACCUUGCCGAUGGCGCGCACGUUUCCGUUGGAUUCAGUGCCAUCGAAGAAGACGGGAACGCCGCCCGCCGUUCCCCACCGUGUGCGAGCGUCGCCCUCGCUUUCAUCGUGCCUCCGACAGCAGCGCUCUCCUCGAGAGGCAGUCUUUACAAGUCCCAAGCCUGCCCCACUGCAGCACCCUGCGUGCCCCGCUGCCGCUGAGCUACUGCGCCAGGCUUCCCUUCUCACUGCGCCGCGCCAGCGAGGGGAGGGGGCACGCAACGAGUUUGCGAGUGGCAUGACUCUCGCUGCGUCUUCAGCCACCUCGGUUGUCCAGCAGCUUGCUUGCGGCGCUGCGAGUGGCAUGCCUCAAGGUGCGGUGACGUGGGAGGUGUUGCCUGGAACUCACUGUAGCGGCUGCGGGUGGGUAAGCCUGGUCUCGUCGUACCCCUCCUCCGCCGCCUCCAGCUGCCUCCAGCGCCGUCAGCUGCAGACGGGGUGUCGCAGCGGGUUGCCCCGCUCCUUGCCAUUCCUGGCUCUGACACCUGAUCCGAUGGGCAUGGCGAUGCUCAGCUCGAUGCCGGAGGCAGCCAUGCCCAGGCCUUUCUCAACCGAGGCCGGCGGUCACGGCCGGCGCCAAGCUAGACCAUUACUCUGGAAAGAGCCACAGGCCACGCAGCGGAGCUCCCCAUUUCCUUGGUCAUGCUGGCGAGGGCGGCACACCUUGACCUCAGGGCAGAGGUUGCCAGAGCGACUGCAGCCUCACGUCCACGGUGCACGCACUGGCGACUUCUUAGUCGAGCUGCCGUCGAACUCCCACAUGGUAGGCGGCGCCGACAACGCCGCGUUGCCGCGUUGUCGCCCCACGCUUUCAUGUCGGGCAACGGCAGUGGCGGCGGGCCGAGUAGGCACUGUUGGUGACGGAGGGGAGCUGGCUGCAAUUGCUUCUCCUAUUCCAGCAGCACCUCCGUCUCUGGGGCUGCACACGGUGCACCCUGCAGCGACACCAGAGCGUCUGGGUGGGCGCGCUGGUGCAGCAGCCGAAGGCGACGCAACAUCAGGAUACGCCACGGCUGGCCAACCUCUGCAUCGUGUCGUUGCCAUCGCGCCGCCCUUGCCACCCGCAACUGCUGCUACGACGGAGGCGGCGACGCCCUCGAGGACAUACGCCGAAUCGGUACUGACGAGAGUCUCGAACCACUACAGCGCCUGCCAACAUGCGCGGCAACUUCCCGGCACCCAAAGUGGCUUACCACCACCGUCACGGGUGUUUUACUCUCAGUCCUCGCAGAGCACCGGCUUGCAGUCACCACAGGACGGACGAGGAGGAGAGGCAAGGGGAAUUACGGGCACUGUCAGCGGACCCAGAUCGCUGCCAGCGGCAGAGGCUGGCAUGGCACUACUGCACACUACUGCUGCGGUUGACCUGUCGGAGCCAAGCCCUCGCUAUCCCCGGAGUAGAGCGUCGCUGCAACGAUACAGCGGCAGAACGAAUGCUGCGCUGCGUGGCGCUGACGGGGCUAUCAGUGAAGACAAGCCGCAACGCGCGCCGCGACUGACGCGGGCAUUGCUUGACAGGCUGCAGCGGAGCCACGCCGCGACAGCCGCUGCGUCGUCUCGACCGCACCACCUCCCAAGCAACCUUCUGCUUGAAGAGGCACUCGUGGCAGAUUGGCACGAUGCAACCCAGCACAGUUCUCAGGGAGGCAACGGUGCUAGCAGCGUACCAGCAAUGGCGCAGCGCCCACGGCUCUCAACCCUGUCGCGUGGACGUUCGACGAGAGUACCGGCUGUGCUUCCCAGCAGUGAAUGGGCGGCUGCGUAUUCCAACCCAGUACCCGCAUCGCCGCCACCGCAACUGCAUGCUGCCGCCGGUCCUGCUCCGACGGACAUCCGUGCCGAAUCGCUGAUUACUGUCCAGCCAGAGCAUACAGCAGCGGUGCAGCAGGGGCCCCUUUAUAGGCAGCCGUACCCCUCCCCCUCCUUUUCCCCCGACCCUGUUGCCCCACCGCCGGCGAUGCGGGACAACCAAGGCGCCGUGUUGCGGGCACCCUACCCACAGGGGCUGUCGUUACUGGUGCCUUCUCACCAAGCUCCUCCCCGUCGUCUCCGGCGCAACCUUGUAGAGCAGCCGGCUCGCAAGCCCGCUGCCCAUAAGGGUACCAGCACCGCCAACUCGGGACCAGUCGGUUUAGCCGAGAUGACCCUUGAGCCUGCAAAAGCGUUGGCAACGCCUUCCCCGCUGGCGUUGCUGGAGCAUCAGCGGACACCGGUGCUGACAGCCAUCACCAUCGUGCCUCCCGCACCGCGGCCAGGACCUUGGGUUCCAGAAGGCAACCGUCGAGGUCUUAGCACUGAGGUUCAGAGCACCACAGAGACUUACCCUCGGCAAGGGUCGUCUGUACAACGUAUCCGAAGCUUUUUCCGUGUAUUUCGAGCACACCAAGAGCAGCGGCGCGGGGGACGGGUGUGGGUCGCUCACUAG